This is a messenger RNA of Vollenhovia emeryi, 836 nucleotides long. RefSeq names its product ABC transporter G family member 23-like. NCBI's taxonomy places the organism in Eukaryota, Metazoa, Arthropoda, Insecta, Hymenoptera, Formicidae. The record is from RefSeq and is a predicted model, not a curated record. Gene Ontology annotation, molecular function: ATP binding; ATP hydrolysis activity. The transcript has 5 exons. The coding region runs from base 183 to 818 and encodes 211 amino acids.
UCAGUGUCUAACCAGUUUUUUAGUGUAUUGUAGAAACUGAUUAUUAAAACUGCAAGUCAACUGAAAAGCAUUACCAGUAACUGACUCUCGUAAUCAGUCACUGAUAGAACGUCACAAGUUACUGAUUCAACUUCAUCAGUUACUGUUUGAUAGGACUGACAUCACCAAUUCGCAGACGCAGAAUGUUGCAGCAAAACGUGGUGGUUGUAAAGAACGCUGUGAAGCGUUAUGGGAAAGAAGAGUUGGUGCUCGACGGAUUCAAUAUGACGGUUUCAAACGGUUCCGUAUACACGCUGUUGGGGGCCAGCGGAUGUGGCAAGACAACCCUGUUGUCCUGUAUCGUCGGAUUACGUUAUCUCGACAGUGGAGAGAUGUGGGUCUUGGGGGGAUCUCCGGGCAGUGUGGGCUGCGGAAUUCCAGGGCCUCGGGUGGGUUAUAUGCCGCAGGAUACAUCUUUAGUCGAACUGUUUUCUACGAGCGAUGCUCUUUAUUACUUCGGCAGGAUCAAUGGGCUUGACGAUAAGGAGAUCGAAACGAGACAUAGGUUUUUCUCGGAAUUGUUCGAACUGCCUCCAGCAAAUCAGUUGGUGAAGAACAUGAGUGGAGGUCAACAAAGAAGGGUUUCCUUUGUCGUCGCAUUGAUGCAUAAGCCCGAACUUCUAAUUCUCGAUGAACCCACCGUAGGUUUGGACCCAAUUUUGAGAGAAAACAUUUGGGCUUAUCUGAUCAAACUAACACAGGAGGAAGGCACCACCGUAUUGAUAACGACGCAUUAUAUCGAAGAGGCUAAAAAGGCUAAUACAGUGAGUCGCCAUUAGAUAUAACAUUAUCAUGAU